Molecule: messenger RNA, 815 nt
Organism: Haemorhous mexicanus (house finch)
Lineage: Eukaryota; Metazoa; Chordata; Aves; Passeriformes; Fringillidae
Gene: JTB
Product: jumping translocation breakpoint
Exons: 5
Coding region: 135-548 (137 amino acids)
Biological process (GO): mitotic cytokinesis
Cellular component (GO): cytoplasm; spindle; midbody
Source: RefSeq, a predicted model, not a curated record
AGGCCCCGCCCUUCCCGUUCCGGCCCCCCGACACUUCCAACAUGGCGGCGCCGUGGUCGCGGCGGGGCCGGGCCCGGUAGUUCCCGGAGCAUCGCGGGGGUUCCUGGGGCUUUCCGGCGGAUCCCGCCGCCCCGAUGGGGCCCGGCGGCCUCAUGGUGCUGCUGGCGGUGCUGAGGGGGCUGCGCCCGGCGGCGGCGGCGGUGGCGGCGAGCGAGGAGCGGCCCGCGAGCCCCGCGGUGGCCACGCCGUGCUGGCGAGUGGAGCAGUUCGUGGUUGCCCAGGAGUGCACGCGGUGCUCCGGCUUCGAGAUGAAAACGAUCCCGGCGUGCGGCCCCACCGGCUUCAUCGAGAAGAUCAACUGCGCCUCGUCCCACCGGGAUGAGUACAAGAGCUGCCGCUCGGCCGCGCUGGAGGCGCAGCGGUUCUGGCGCUUCGUGGGCUCCGCUCUGGGCGUGGCGGCGGCGGCGGCGGCGCUGGUGGUGCUGCGGCAGCGCGUGCUGGACCGGCGGGCGCUGGAGAAGGUCCGCAAACAGAUCGAGUCCAUUUAGCCCGAGGCUCCCGAGGGCUUGGAGCCGGGAAUUCCGCUCGCCCGGAGCGGUGGGAGGAGAGGCAGCCCCAGCCUUGCUGCUCGGACCUGGAGUCCUGCUGGGAUCUGCCCUGGGAGGGCAUUCAGGGCAUCCCCCGGAGCAGGAUGUGGAACAAAUCCCUGGGUUUGUCCCUUGGGGGGAAUCCCCGUGCCCCCCAGCGCUGGGAUCUGCCCUGGGAUCAUCCUCCAGGAGAGGGAUGUGGAAUAAAUCCUGGUCAUCGUUCCUGGA